AUUACGAAAACACAAGCGCAUAAAUGUCUCUCCGCGAUAUUUUCAUAAGAAAUGACUUCUACAAAUGACGGAAAAGACGUGAAAAGUAAUCCAAAAAGUAGUCAAAAAGGCAAAACAUAUUAUAUUGAACUUUACAAGUCGCUUGAGUCGCGUCUGAGCGGCGAGAGCAGCGGCGACGAGCGCACGCGGUGCGUGGGCGAGGCGUGGCGGCGCGUGCACAGCCUGUGCGGCCACUCCGCGCCGAGCACGCACCCGCACCUGCUGUGCUGGCUGCAGCGGCACACCGCAAAGACUGUGCUGCAGACAGAAUGGCCGAAGAGCCACGACCAACACACAAUACUGAUAGACGCGAUCGACGCGUUCCUACAAGACUGCACUGAAGCGAUAUCUAGACGCAAUGGGGAGAGGCUCGUCUGGGAGACGCAGCUGCAGCAGUGGGCUGAGGGCUUCAAGAAGAUUCUGCCGAACCCCUGGGGGCAUCCUGUGCUGCAGGCUCUGCUUGGUGGACAGGUGCCGGGCGAUGAAGAGAUACUAGAAUGGCUGAAACAGGAGCGCGGCGUGAUGUUAGUGACGCGGCUGCGGCAAAUGGUCGCGUCCAAGUCGUGCGUGGAUCUCGCGCUAAAGCUCGCCGCUACAUUACGCACGCGCACACGACCGGCGAUGACACCAGAUGCAGAUGGAGCGCCAGAGAGUACAGAAGCCGCGCAAGAAACAACAGAGUUCGCAGAUGUAUUGCGGCAAGAGGCCGGCUUCACGCCGGACGUGUGGAACUUCCUCAUGGACAUUGAGUUUGUUCUACUGGACAAGGUCAAUAAUAGACCUGCGUGCAUUGAAUUGGCAAAACAAAUACCGUUUCGGGAAGCUUGCCCGCUAGUGGAGAGACUCAACAACCGGCUCGAGUCGUCGCCGCAAGAAAAGAAACUGUGGAAGAACGCCAAAGAAGUCGCCGCGCUUGUAGCACAGGUGGUGAUAGCGAGAUGCAUGCUGGUACCGGUGUGCCGCGGUGACGUGCUGAUAGCCCUCUACGGCUGCUUUCGCUCCGUAGUGCACAUGUUGGGCGAGGAGAAGCUGGCCACCUGCAGUGUGGGGCUCGCAGCCCUGGCCACCACGGCCAGGCACCUGCACACCAUGGCUGCUGCAGCUCAUAAACAGCUUAAGGGAGAGAGGACACCAUUUGUUUGUCAACUGUAUGUGCGAGCAAUCACCGCCGGCAUGAAUGAAUUGGAAAAACUUAAACUUGCCACUGAAAAGGAAGCCGAAGCUCGUUCCACGGAGCAGACUCUAUCAUCCUGGUUCAACCACCUCGGCUCAUUACUGUCAGCCAGCCACAGACUGAGCUGCGAGUGCUUGCUGACCGCGUUCUCAGUGCACCCCUCGCCGGCUAUGUAUGAUAAGGUCAAGGGGGCUCCACUAUUGGAGGCUAUAAAGGACCUUCAAGAGCCAAACCUGGAAACGACAUCCGAAUUCGGCAGCUGGGCGACCGACAGCCGCACGCAAACGAACCUAGUGAAAACAUCAGAGACGCUAAACAUGAAACAUAUCCAGAAACAGGCGAAUGUGUUAUCUACCGCCAUCUUCACUGAGGGCGAAGCGCUAGGACUCGAACCGGAGCUGUGCAAUGAUUUGGCUGUACUGCUGUCCGGUCCCAGGGUGAAAACACUCACAUGGGAUAUGGAACGGGAAGUUCUCCUGGAAAACUGCAGGACAUACAUGGAGCGGACACACGGCGGCACGCGGGCUCUAACCACUGAGCUCAAGUACCUCAACUUGGACCCCCGCUCGUACGAGCACUUGCCAGAGGAAGACGACAAUGAAGACGAUGUCUAUUAUGGAAUCGAAAAAGGUUACGAACAUUUGUUAGAAGCACAAGAAGCUUCGCCAGAAUAUCAUCCGCAAUUAUGGCAAGACCCUUUUCUGGAAAGUCCAUCUAUUAGCAGCGACGAAUCCUUAAUGGUCGUCAAACAGCGUAAAAAGAAAAAGAAACGAGCCCUCGUUGUAGAUCCACUGAAACUUGACUCUGAAACAAACAGUAAUAAAGAAACUGAGCGCUCUAAUAGCAUAGGAAGGACUAAAUCAACUUCAAGAGACGCCACACCGCAUCACAGCCAAAGCAGUCAAGAUGCAGAUCACACAGAUACAAAACCCAGCAUUGAGUCCAAAGAAGAUAAGAAAUUAAAGAAGGAGAAAAAACAAGAACUUAAAAAAGAAAAGAAGGAAGUGAAAGAACGAAAGAAGAGAGAGAAGUCAAAUAUCAGACGUGAGACUAAGACAGACAAACAGGAGGAAGUGGGUGGAAACCUAGCGCGAUUAGUUGGUAUGAAAGUUGUUAGGAAGACUGAUGAAGAAGACAAGAUUGAUAGGAACAAUGCUCUUAAAUUACAGAGCAUAAACAAUGAUGGAAAAAUGGCCCAGAAGGCUGAUCAAAAUAAACUAAUGGAUAAUAAAAAUAAUAAAUUGAAUAACAUUAGCAAUGAAAGCAAACCGUCUGAUAAAUCACAUGAGAACAGCUCUGUCGUUUUCGAUGGACUAUUCUCUAUGGAGGACAUGAAGUUUCCGGAUACGCAAAUUAUCGCUCAGGAUAAAACACAUAACAUAUUAUCUUUUAACCCACUCAAUCCCCCUCCAUUAGCUCGCAUCAAGCCAGAUGUAAAAGAUAAUACGUCAAAAUUAAGUACAAAUAACAAAAUCAACGAGGAAGUUAAGACAAGUGUAAAAAGAUUAAUUGAUUUUCGCCGUCAUAAGCCGGAUCAUAAAGUGGGUGAUUUACUGCAAUGCAAGGAAACACUUUUGAGUGAGCAGGCCCUACUCGAAACUGCUAGACCGAAAUUAGUUCCAGUGCCGGAUAUUCCAACAGCUGUUAUUGCAAAAAAUUUGGAAUCCCCAAAUGUGCCAAAACCCCAGUCUUCGAAAGAGACCAAUACUCGAAACAACGUGAAAUCUUCCGAAAACAAAUCUCGGCAAAAGACGAAUAAACUACACGAAAAAGCUGCAAAAGAAACAGCCAGUCAGAGAGCUUUCGAAGAAUUCCUUAAGCUGCAAUCAUAUAAAGCGGUGAAUCUGUUAGCAUCGGGUCCACGACCACAGCCAAUUGCAAAAGUCGAUAAUGUAACUCAGAAGAAAUUUGAACAUUUAUUGGGUCAAAACGUAAAAAAUCCAUCAUCAAAAAUAAAUAAAUCAAAGCCGCAAGAUUUAUCGCAAAACAGUGUGUCACAGAAAGUAACACCAAAGCCACCUUGUAAUGUAGAUGUUCCCAUAAAUAAAGAUGUUACACCGAAUCCAACCCAAAUACCUGAUACGAAAUACCCCACUACGAUAUAUGAUCCAACUCAGCAACAUUUUCAAAAUUUUUUAAAAGAACUACAACAAAGUAUUAACGCGGGCACGUUUGUCAAACAAAAGCCGGAAAAUAAAUCGGCCGAGAAAUUGACAGGACCCAAGAUUUUAAAACAGAAAAUAGCUGAUAAUGCACCGAAUACUUUUGCUCGUCUUAGCUAUUUGCAUAAAAGUAAGCAAAUGGAGAAUAAAAUGAAGACCGAAGAAAAAAUGAGAGCUAAGAUUGACUCGAAUCAGUUAACUACGGAUCUUGAUAAAAUGUUGCAUCUUCAAUCAAAUGGCCAAAUUGUUAUAAGCCGAGUGAACAAAAAUCAAGUAAAAAAAUCGAUAGAUCCAAUUCCCGUUCGGAGCGCAAAGAAAGAAACGUCUCCAAUCUCGAAAAUUGCACAAAAUCAUCCGCAUCUCAUAAGCUCUAUACAGGCUAAAUCUACAAUUGUGAAUUAUAAUCCAAACAUAAAUUUGCAUAAUAAUUUGAAUCCCCAAUAUUCAACUAAUGUUAAAGUUGAAACUGCUUCUACAUCAACCGCGUUGUCAGAAAAAGAUCAAGCCGAUUUAGUGCUUCUCUUGAGGCAAAAAAAUAAAUUGAAUGCAGGAUAUUUUGCUCAAAAUAAUACGAACUUCAAUAAUCAGUUUUAUUCAUCAUGUUCCACGACAAAUAUCAUAGAUUCAACAUUGAAGUGUCAACCAAAUGUACAAACGCAAAAUUCAAAUUUAUUACAGCAACCGAUCCAUAACUCCAUUUCAAAUAUAUCUAAACAAUCUGAGACAUCCGUGAUAAAGCAGAUAUCAGGGAGCAGUCAAGACCUAAUUAAAUCAAUACCAAUUUCUAAUGAAAUAAAAACAAACAUAAAUACGAAUACUGUAAUUAAAACAGUUAAUUCUGUUGCUCCAAAGUAUAUUCAGUUCAAAGUUGUUCCAAAAGAUGAACAGGAAGUGUAUGAAAUUAAAAAUGAUUUGAACUUAAAAGAGAGCUGUAAUUUUCGGGAUUCAAAACCAAAGAAGGAGAUUAUUGAACAUGUGCCCAUGGUUGACAAUUUUACUCAUUUGGAUGAAUACUUACGUUUUCAUAAUAAUUUUCAGCCAGUCCAACCUCUACAUGUACAAAACAUGGAUAAAAACACAAAUGAAGUUGCCCCAGCAAUAAUACCAGAACCGCAAAUGAAUAUGUUCACGACAAGUAACAUGGAAAUAAGGAAAUCUGAGAAGGAUAAAUUAAAUAUUAUGAUCUGUCCCAGCACUCAAGAAAAAGUAGAAACUAUAAUAACACCGCCCGUGAAACAUCCACCUUUUCAAGUAAAGCCUGCUGACACUAAGAAGAAGUCUGUGCCAAAGGUUGCUCAAACUGCAACAAAACCGCAACCGGUUGAAACACCCAAGAGUGACUGGGAAAGUGUUCUUGACGAUCUCCUAAAACACAAAACUCCGAGCCGAGGCCCCAAGGCUCUUGACGUCGCCCUCAAAAAGGAUUCUUUUGAUAAACAUUUACCACAAAAACAAAAGACCGAAACAAGUACAAAGAAAGGUCGUGGAGUUAAUAAUGAAUCAGCUAUUAAAAAUGAUGAUGCAGCUGCGAAGAAUACCAUAGAUUCCCAAGGUCUCCAGCCCUUUAAAGAAACUAAUUCUUUAAAUUCCGUGCUUGACAAGAAACCGAACGAGCCAAACUCGACCCAAAAGUUUGUUAAAGUGAACUCCAAGGAGGAGGAGGACCCCUUUAUAUCAGGAAUACAUAAUUCUGACUAUGACUUAUUAGAUGAACUUAUGGACGAAGACCUACGCCAGGAAAUUGAUGAUGCAUAUUGCCCCAUCGAUCUUUAUACUCCGAAAGAAAAAGAAACCUUAAAUACAACUAGUAGUACCUUUAUGACUACAGAAAAUUUUAUUCCCAAAGAAAUUACAAAAUCAACUGUAUCAGAUCUAUGUGCAAAUAUUCCAAAAUCAACAGUAUCUGAUCUAUGUGCAAAUAUUGGAACAAAUGUUCAAAACAAUGUUAUUAAAUGUAACAACCCAAAAAGUGUUAUUUUAAACAUACCAAAGAGAUCUUCCAGUAUUGCUCCGUCGGACAGUAAACCCCGUGUUAUAUCAAAUGAGUUAAUCGUGAGCAAGACUAAAGUUGACAAAAAUAUAAGUAAAAAAUCGAAAGCUAAGCAAAAUAUCACACAAAAACCCACCAUAAAAGCUGAUACCAAAAUCAUCACUAACAAUUUACAGAUCAAUCCUAAGCAGUCAGAAGGUGUUAAUAUUACCACCCCGAUUAUAAGUAUCGUGAAGAAAUCUAGAAAAGGAAAUUGUAUUUCAAAUAUAUACAAAAAUAAAUUAGAAAUACCAACAAGUUCUAUACAGACUGUGGAUCCAGCAAGAGUUAUUAUUGCUCCGCAGUUAAAAGCAUCACAGAAUUUGAUGAUGGAUAUAGGUGUGAGAAAUAACUCACACCAAUUACAUCAACACACACUUAUUGCAUCAAGCCCAUAUAGUGUAACAGCAACAUCAAAUGUCGGCUUAAAUAAUCUUCCGCCAACUUUAAAACAAGUUGUAAGUCCUGUCAUUGUGAAUAAUUUUGUUGGCUCAGCAUUGACAAAAACAUCCAUAAAUACUCUACCGACGCAAAAAAUUAUAACUUUGGAUGGACGAGACAUAAAAUUACAAUCACCUGUAAUCGCAGCUAAUAAUCUUAGUAAAAAUAACGUUACUACAGAAUGUAGUAUUGCUCAUACGCAAGCGAAAAGAAAAAAUCUUACCACAAAAUCUGGAUUGAAUAAGACUACAAAAGUUAAAGAUGAUGCUAAAAAUUAUCUUAAUCGAGGUUCCUGCUUAGUAAAAUCCAUUGUACAAAAUAUGGAUGCACUUAAAAAGCCAAGUAUAGAUGAAGCAAUUCUUAACAACGAAAGGAAAGUUUUAUCAGAAGUACAAGAAAAAUUACAACAUGUUCCAAGUGAAAAGUGUGAACCAAAAAAUAAUAUUGUAAUCAAUAAGAAGAAUUUAUUUGACAAAGAUAUAAAAGCUCAAGAAUCUACAGAAUCUAAGAAUAAUAUAGUGACAGUUAAGAAAAAGAUAUUUGAAAAUGAGGUAAAAUCAUGUGAAUCGAAAGAAAUAAAUAGUAAUCAAAUUUUGAAUGAAAAGAGUGUAUUUAAAAAUAAGCCAACAUUACAAGAAUCCUUCGAGGAAAAAAAUACAUUACCAGCAGAUAAUAAAAAGAUAUUUGAAGAAUCUGGUGUUACAAAAAAUAUACUUACAAUACAGAAGAAUUUAAUUGAAAAUCCAUUAUAUUCAAAAGAAACUGUUGACAAAGAAAGGAUACAAAACAAAAGGAUGUUGAUCCUAAAUAAACAAUCAAUUCACAAUUAUUGUCGAGACCCUAUAGCUCUUUCUUACUCUCCACUGAAUCAAUCUACACCUGUAGAUAAAAAACUGAAAAUUGAAAAAACGCAUACGAUUCCGGCAGGUUCUGUUUCAGAGAAUAUUGCGAAAAAUUUCAAUUUAGAACAAACAUUAAUGGUAUCUCGAUCACGAACAUGCCAAGAAGUAAAUAAGAAGGAAGUCAAAAAAUGCUACGACAAAGUAUCAUUAUUAGAAAAAGACUGUGUAGAUAAGAUUUUAUCAGAACAAUCAAAUAUUGAUAGCAAUUUAAGUGGUAAUACUACUAGAAUAAUAGAUCAAAUUAAUGGAGUAAUAAAUGCUGAGGUGCCAGUUGUACAGCAAAAAUCUAACUGCUAUUUAAAGUCUCCAAAUGACUUGAAUAUUUGUGAAGAAGCUCAAUCAUCACAAAAACUCGGAAAGUCACUAUUAAAAUCCAAAAAAGGUUUAUUAAAACAAAACGAUACACAUUCGGCUUACCCAGAUAUUCAGAAAGAUCUUCGAAAGGUUGUAGAAAAUCUUUCUAGUAAAAUUCCUAAACUGAGCAGUAAUAAACAAACAACAGAAAUAAAAAACAUCACUACAAAUAUAAAUGAAACUGUAAAAGCAAUUGAUAUAACAGAUGAUAAAAAUAAACUGAUUCAAAGUCCGAACCUAGACAAAAUAUGUAAACUGAGCGAUGAAAAUCAAAUACCUGAAAGUACCAUUGACGUGAUGAAUUCCGUCCUCCGUGAAACGAAAAACUCUGCAUAUAUAAAGCAAAAGGAUAUCUCUAUAUCUACUACUGCAGGAAUCGAGUCCAAUUUAAAUUCCUCAAAAGGCUUUAUACAUACAAAAAUUGAAGAGCAUACCAAUUCAAGCAAUAAAGAAGAAAAGGUGAAGACAGACCCUUUAUUGGACAAGUAUAGAGAUCAAAUAUAUUUCGAGGAAGUACCCCGUGAACCCAAUGAUGAUCCAUUAAAAAGAGUUAUCAGAAUAAAGUUACCUAAUGGAUCUACUUUUAGAGCUACCAUAUCUGGAAAACUUGAUAUAAAUGUCGAUUCAAUAUUUACCGAUCCUCAGAUGAAAUCGAUACUAUUUAACAGUACUAUUAAAAAUAAGAAAUGUACCCUCAACCUUAGACAGGUUACGGUCGCUGAUAAGAAUAAUUCGGCAGAGAAAAAUUUUGUUAACGAAAUUUUAUAUCCAAAAAAUCUAUCUGAUGAUCCUGAAACAAUAAAUCUAAUAAGCGACGACGAAGAGGCAAGUAGCGAAGAACCUAUUAAAUAUGUUUUUCAAACAGAAUUUGGUGAUUACUGCGUUCCUCUUAUUGAAAAAGAAGAACUUCUAAAACACCAAAAAAGAUUUUCACAGAAGUGCUCUGUGAGAAUAGAACGAGGUGAUAUUUUUAAGAAAAUUCGUGCAGCUAAAUCUUGUCUAAGUUUAGAAUCGAAUAAAAUAUGUGGUGUUCAAGAUUUACAAAUAGUUGACGAAAAGUUACUAAAUGAGGAUGACGAUAAUAUUAUUGAAAUAGAUGACAGCUCCAACGAUUCUGUAAGCAAUAUAAACAUUAUAAAUUCGCCUAAAAGAGAAUCAAACAUAAGGCCCAAACUGAGCACAGACCUUGACGUGCUUAAAAACUCCAUCAUAAAAGGACUUCGUAUCUCUAAUACUUUAGAAACAAUAGUCGAUGAUGAACCGACUAUUCUUGAGGAAAAUGAGUCUGCUAAAAUUGGAGAUUUUGAAAGCAUUUUAAGAGAAUCAAUGAAUGAAGAAAAAACUAAAUGGAUGAGCAGUUGUUUUGUGAAACUUAUUAGGUGUGACAGUGACAUUUCAAUAAAUAAUGACAAAGAAGAUGCAGAUGUAACACCCGAUGAUUUACCGUCUUGUUUACAUCGUAGCGGUUCGUUCUCUAUUUUAAAUGAUUAUUUGAUUGAUAACGUAAAUUUAGGAGAUUACAUAACAAAUAAAACAGACGAAUCUUCAGAAAUAAAAUAUCAACGUAGCUUACAUUGUGACUCAGAAUGGCUCUUGACAAAAGCUUCUCUACACGAUAUAGCAUUAAAAAAUGUUCCAAUUGACAAUUGUAUCCAAAGUGAAGAGAGACCUUUGAAUGAAAUUCAUGACGUUUCAACGGACUAUGAAAGUGAUUUAGACAGUAAUUCUUCACUUACUACUGAACAUAAUAUUAACCAAUGUGUGCUUCAAAAUCAAAAACCACCGAGCUUAGUAUCAAUCGUGACUAAAUACUUCGCCAAUAACCCCAUGAUUGACUUGUUAAAACCUAUUGUUAGAACUAUUGAAGAAAAGUCAGUUCAGUCAGUAAAUUUGAAAAGAAAGACUAUGUAUGUUUCAGAUCAAGAUAUAACUAAAUGCAAAAUUUCUAAAACAAAUGCCACUUUAAAUAAAAAAUUGAAAUGUGUUGCUCCUAAUGAUACUUAUUUCCACAAUAUUGUUAAUACUGAAGCCGUUGAAGGAAAUUGUCUCAAGAACGAUAUUAUGGUACACAAUGAAACGGUUGAAGAAUUUGUGACGAGUGAUGAAAAGACUUCAAUUCUAAAUAAAGACGAAAUACAGAUAUCAACUACCAAACAAGAACAAGAAAAUAAAUGUGAAAAUAAUAUAUCGAGUAAUUUGAAAGAAGAUAAAAUAAUUACCGAAAACACUUCGAGUGAUACAAUUUUUUCAGAUGGCAAUGAUGACUUAAGCAUGACUACGUCAACUACCAAACAAGAACAAGAAAAUAUAUGUGAAAAUAAUAUAUCGAGUAAUUUGAAAGAAGAUAAAAUAAUUUCCGAAAACACUUCCAGUGAUACAAUUUUUUCAGAUGGUAAUGAUGGUUCAAGGAUGAUUACGUCAACUACCAAACAAGAACAAGAAAAUGUAUGUGAAAAUAAUAUAUCGAAUAAUUUGAAAGAAGAUAAAAUAAUUACCGAAAACACUUCGAGUGAUACAAUUUUUUCAGAUGGUAACGAUGACAUAAGCAUGACUACGUCAACUACCAAACAAGAACAAGAAAAUAUAUGUGAAAAUAAUAUAUCGAGUAAUUUGAAAGAAGAUAAAAUAAUUACCGAAAACACUUCGAGUGAUACAAUUUUUUCAGAUGGUAACGAUGACAUAAGCAUGACUACGUCAACUACCAAACAAGAACAAGAAAAUAUAUAUGAAAAUAAUAUAUUAUCGAGUAAUUUGAAAGAAGAUAAAAUAAUUUCCGAAAACACUUCUAGUGAUACAAUAUUUUCAGAUGGUAACGAUGACUUAAGCAUGACUACGUCAACUACCAAACAAGAACAAGAAAAUAUAUGUGAAAAUAAUAUAUCGAGUAAUUUGAAAGAAGAUAAAAUAGUUACCAAAAAUACUUUCAGUGAUACAAUAUUUUCAGAUGGUAAUGAUGGUUCAAGGAUGAUUACGUCAACUACCAAACAAGAACAAGAAAAUGUAUGUGAAAAUAAUAUAUCGAGUAAUUUGAAAGAGGAUAAAAUAAUUUCCGAAAACACUUCUAGUGAUACAAUAUUUUUAGAUGGUAAUGAUUGCUUAAGGAUGACUACGUCGUCAAUAGAUGAAGAAGGUGACAGUGAGAAUUUACGCACCACUUCAUGUUUUGAUUAUACAUAUAUAGGAAGAUGCGUUGUUGAAGAAUUUCUCAAACGAGAAAAAGAAAGUUGGCACGAAAAUAGCAUACAAGUUAAUAAAACAAAAUAUGAAGGCAUUACCGAUAUCAAGAAUAGUACCGAUGAUAUGAAUGAUAAUGAUUCAAUUAGUAGGGAACGUACGUUAACUGAUGAACAUUGUAAUAUAGAUAAAUUGAAGAAUUUACAGACUACUCUUUGUGUCGAUGAUUUAGACACCUUAAAAGUCGAUAAUAUAAACGAAGCUAAAGAAAACUUGACGGAUUCAAUUUUGGUUAAGGCAGAAACCAAAGAUAUGUGUAAAAAUAUAAAAGAAUUAGCUGAAAAAUAUAAAAACGUAACCAUCGAUGAAUCGCCCGACGUUUUAAAUGAAAAUAUAGCUGCGUCCAUUAACGAUGACAAAGCUGAACAUACUGAACUUAGUGAAAUAAAUCAGACGUCCACGGAUAUGAACCUAAAACCGAAAGAUGUACCACUGUGUCAUAAGACUAAUAACAAUAACUUAGAACUGGUGUUACCGAAAUCUAAUGUAUCUGUCCAAAAUAAUGUUACGUUACUUUAUAGUGCAAAUUCAGAACUUAUGUUAAAAGGUUCUGAAUACAAAGAUCCAAAAAUUGGCACUUGUUACUUGUUUCCUUUGAGAAAAUAUUUAAAAAAAGGAGAGGAAAAUAAAGUUUUUAACGUAUUAACGGUUAAAACUGAGCAUUCAAAUAAUGGAGUAAUUGAAAACACACCUGAUGAAGAUGACUUCCAUAUUAUAAUUCCGAAAUUAACAUAUUCUAGACAUAGAAUGGAUACAAACUCAUCUUUGCAAUAUUUAAACAGUUUUAUCAAAAGGAAUUUAAAGAGGAAGAGAGGUUCAGUUGAUACUAAAAACAACGAGAAACGUUAUCGAAAAGGUAAAAAUAUAGACUAUCCUAAAUUAACAGUGACCGCUAUGGAAAAAUCUGCAUAUGUCAAGGAAUUUAAUCGAUUAAUAAAUUAUUGGAAUAAUGUUGAAUUCUCCUUUUCUCGAUCGUAUAAUGAAGUUGAAAACUUUGACGUAUGUGACUUAUUAAAAUCUUGGCCUAUACAAGGUACAAUGAAUGUUUUAACAAGUGAAUGUAAUGACGAAAAUGUCCUAUUCAUAUGCGAUAACGAUGAAGUCAAAUUUGAUAAUGAUCCCCUCCGAAAAUCAUUUGCUGAGGAACUAGCAUCGGAGUAUCAAGAAAAUGAAUAUAAAUCAAUCGAAAUUAAUGAAACUAAUUUUAGUAUGGGUUUUGGUGAGGGGUCCGACAGAGUCAUCCAAAGUUAUGUAGAUCGAAAUACUCUUCCAAAAAUUUCGGCUGCGACUCUGUCGGACGUAAAACAUGCCCAGCCGUUUUUAUCAUUCGAGUAUUCUGAGAAUUUGAAUAAAACAAGUGAAGAUAAAAUCGAAGUUACAGAGCGUUACAUUUCGUAUAUUCGUCUUAAAGACAAAGUCCGUUCCUUUUUCAAAAGGACUGCAAUCGAGCUCAAUAAAGAUUGGAUAUUAAAUAACACGAAAGAAUGUAAGAAUAAUAGCAAUAUGUAUGAAAACUCAAAUUUUCCAUUUGAUGUGAAUAACUUGGAUUUUUUUGGGGUACCUUAUUGUGAAUCAGUGGUACAAGUAGUUCAAGUGGGGCAGCUUCCAGUUAGCGCUGCAGCUCAAAAUCCGGUUACAUGUGAUCCACGCGUUACUCAAGUGACAGACGCUAGUCCACCACAAUGCUCUGCUGAAAAUAGUCCACCUGAUGGUUCUCAAGCCUCAAUGAAAACUGAAUAUACUGAAUUAACUACAGCUGAUCUAAGCAUUCCUUCCAUUCAAGAAUAUGAUAGACACAAUCAAACAAUGAAUAUGUUAUCUCAAGAAAAUCAUAAAAUGUCGUUCUCAGACGAGAACAUACCAAUAGAAACUGAGGUCAAUUCUAUCGUUAAAAUUGAAAUUGCUGAGGAAGUACUCGAAAAUGAAGAACAAAAUGAGAAUGUGGAAAAUGAACUUAUGAAUUCUGUAUCUAAUCAUGAUUCAAAUAGAAAUUACACGUUUGAUUCAAAUACUGUCAACUCAAUGGAUUCUCAGGAUGCAUUAUCAUUUGAAUCAUUAAAUAAUUGCACUCCGUAUUCUCAACAUGAGGAACAAAGUGAAUCGAGUGAAAAAACGGAUCAAAUUGCUCAUGCUAUGAAUGCUGCUGGUAUAAAUACACAUACUGAAUCAAUAAUAUCUGAGGAAUCACAAACAAUUGGAAAUGUUUUAUGCGAUAAGUCUAACGAAGAAUCGGGAAACGUAACACAAACUUCUCACGAAAGUUAUACCAAUACCACUACUAUUAGCGCUUUAGCUUUACAGCAAGCAUUAGCUCAAAUAUUACCACCACCUUUGAAUCGUACUAAUUCUUCUGAAAAUAAUAACCAAAAUUCUAAUACCCCUUCUCCUCAAGUUCUGCAUAUUGUGCAAGGGAAGAAUUCUUCUGUAAAUCAGCUUACAUUAGUUGAUAACUCUCAAAAAUCUGUUAUAAACGCUUCCAACUCCACACCUGUCCUGCAUAUAGUUCAAAAUAAGGGAACAUCAAACUCGUCAACAUCUUCUGCACAGCAAUCAAAUUCUUUCAAUGGUUUAUCUUUGGUUGAUGGUAGUAAUAUUCAACAAGGAAGCAACCAACUUCUACACAUAGUAAACUCUGGUUCGCAAAAAUCUAAUGGUAAUACUGGCCAACUACUUAAGCGUGUUAACCUAUUAACUAAUCUAAGCAAUGUCCAAGGUAAUACGGAACAAAAAAUGGUUCAGUUUGUGUGUAAAUCAGCUGAUGGAAAAUCAAUUCAACUGAACGCACCUCACCAACGAAGCAUGGUCCUGAGAUUACAACCUAUUGAAUCAACAAAUGUUCAAAAUAAUAAUUGUACCAAAAAAUCGGACAAUCAAAAUGAUUUGAACAGCAAUCAAACAACCAAUAUUACAAAUUCCACCAACGGCAAUGAAGGUAUGACAAUUCAACAAGAAAUAAAAUCUAGGUCAGUUUAUGAAGAAAAUUAUGCAAAAUUUAUUCAGAAUGCUGGAAAGCCCUCUGCUCCUGAAAAAUCUACAAGCCUUCCAAAAUUUAAUCAAGCAUUUGGUAAACAAGUUUUUCAAGAUGAAAACCAAAAAGUAAGUGACAUGAAUGAAAAUCAUUCGCAUAUGUCAUCCGUUAACACCACUAGUGAAAAUUCGGAUUGUCAGUCUGACAACUCAAUGAAUAUUGAACAAAUGGGUCAAAUGAGUAGUCCACCAUUACUGCUUAGAAAAUCACCUGUUCAGAUAACUUCGCAGUCGCCAUCGCAAUCAAAUUUAGUCCAACAAAUCAAACAAACCAUUACCCCAAUGAAUUUACAGACUAUGCAUGGCGGAGUAAUUUAUACGAGACAAAUACCUGUAAAUAUAGGAGGCGGUCAAACAAUAAACCUUAUAACAGUUCCGAGCACUGAACUCGUAGACGAUUCAAACCAAAAACAACAUAAUCAAUCUGACAUGGAACAGUCAAUUAUAAAAAUUGUGCCGCAGAAUCAAACAGCUUCAAAUACUGAGAUGACAUCUGAAGAUAAUAGAAACCAUGGAUCCAAUGACUGUAACCAAAGCACCCAACCUCAAGUAUUAACUCAAAUGCGUAUAAAAUUACCAAUGCUGAGCAAACCAUCACAGAUGGUUUCGGGUACAAGAGUUGUUCGACCUUCAUUUUUUCAAAUUCAACGUAAUGUAAUAGGAGGAGCAAAUCAACCGGUUUAUCAACAGCUAGUAUUGACCGCAGCACCUCCUCUUGGUCAGCAAACAAUUAGAUUACCGCAAACACAAACGAACAGAUUAAUUAAAAUUCCAUCUGAAACAAAUCAAACAUCACCGGAAUCUCAAAUGAGUUCUUCAACGCUAGAACAACUUCGAGAAUUUGACAUGGUCCUGGAACAAGUCAAAGAGAGAAGCACAGUUCAACCAAACCAAACGCCGACAAGUAACACAUUUAAUAAGAUACAUAUUUCAUCGACCGAUGCACCAGAAGUUACUCCGUCUUCAAACAUGGGUCCUUCUGAGUCUACACAACAAGUUUUAUAUACAAUAGGCAAUAAUGCAUCUUUAAAUGUCGCUUAUGUAAAUCGUAAAACUACUGUGACAACAUCUUCACCAUCGGUAUCGACUUUUGUGCGAUCUCCAGAUUCGUCAAAUAUAAACGAUUCACCGUCGUCAUCAUCACAGAAUCAAUUACCUCACAGUUCUUCAUCAGAAGCACAAACAAGUGAAAUGUCAUCAGCCCAGAAUCAACAUAAGGCAGCAAAAAUUAAUACAAAAACUAAAUCUAGGCCUAAGUCCUCUUCUCAUCCAUCUAGUUCUGUAAAAAUUAAUACUGUGACACCUAAACCAUCGACGCAAAAGCCUUUUGAAGAUGAACAAACAACUCAAAGGAUUCUUUAUAUACUGGCGGAAUACAAAGAACAGGUUGAGAACUCGCCUGACAAGGAUAAACCGGCACCGCGCAGAAGAUCUAAUCCUCCAUCGAACCCUGGAUCUUCAAAACGAAAGAAGAGUUCGAGCGGAUCUCGUCGUUCCGGCACUCGUGAUAUGAGCCCAGUACAUGGCGAAGACACUUGCAGGACAAUGGGAUCUGAAGACAGCAGUUGCGGUACUUCACAAGGGGAUUGCACUGAAAGUUGCCUAGACAGUCAUUCUCCUCAAGACAGUCCGCGAAAAGUUGCUAGAAAACUUACAUUUGAACAUGAAACUCCGACAUUACCGCCCCGUCCACAACCACAACGGAAUGUUAUAGUGGCAGACGGGCAGACAAUUACAGUCGCUCGAAGCAAUGCUGGUAAGCCAACUACAGCGGUCCUGAUGCCAGCAAAUUACAUCUUACCAGUCUCUAUGGUUAAGAGCGGUCAGCAAAUUGCAAUAGUUACCAACCGCGGUCCAAAAAUAUUGACAGUAGGUGGUGGGGAAGGAGGUGGUAAUGCUGUUUUGCUUCAACGUCUCAUCGGACCUGGACUUAAACCUGUUCUCGCUAGGCCGGGAGUUCGUCACGUGCGUUUGCCGGCUGCUGCUCUUCACAAUCUCCAAGCGUUCACUCUGGGUCAAGCUGCUGCGAGUCAGCAGCCGGAUAGCACGGCACCGUCCAUGACACCAAAUCCGCCGGAGUUGGUCGACACCCGCGCCACAGCAUCACCGUGGGCAGAGCGCGAAGGUCAAGACUCUAAACUGGAUAAACAACCCAGUCCCGAAUCCUCGGAACCGUGGAAUCUCACUUCUUCUGAUCCUCACGACUAUUCCUACGAGGAAAUAGUGCGGGGGGACAAUAUGGAUCGCACAGUGCUCGUUGUGCACAGAAAAGAUGGUACAACGCAACGCCACCAUCGGCUGACUCAUGUGUCUGCGGCAGCUUUAAGGCAUAGAUAUGCAAUAUUGGAACACGAACUACGGUUACAGAAGUCACUAUCAGAAGAAUGCGAGGACCUCGGCGUGGACUCCCCCUCAGCGUCAGAGCUGUUCCCUGAGGCGGAACUACUUUUCUCGUCAUCUCCGGCGCACGAGGCACCACACCAUUCACAUACGCCGCAACCGACCCUAAGCCAGAGCGUGCCCCAACCGGACAUGGACGACCAGAUAGCCACGGACCAGCUGAUCGGGGAACAGGUGCCUGAUGAAGAGGAGCUGAACAUGGCGCUGGGUUUGGAUGGUAUCGUGACGGUCAGCGGUGAUGGCACCAUCACGCUGGAUCCGCAGGAGUUUGCGAGGUCCCACCCAAAUACUACGUUCCAUAAGGAGCCUACAGAUGAAUCUGAGUUACAACCAUUCACAAUAGCCAACGUGAAAGGAAGGCACAUGACGUCGACAAUAUUCCACGCGUCCCGCGCGCCCGCUACCGUGCUAGUGACGGCGCCGCAAACCACCGUCAUAUCGCAGGCCACGCCCGAUGGCGGUGUGCAGAACAAUCUGAAAUACUCCGAAACAGCCACGCAAAGCUUGCCAACCGUCCUCGUCAAAGACAAUGGCGUGUCGAAAUUCGACUCAAUCCUCAACGAUCGGGAGCUGCACCUCUCCAACACGGCCUCGACCAUCAUACAUUCGUCCGGCAACGCGACCCAAGUCAUUCGCCGCGUGUGCUACGACGACGACAAAACUGACCCCAGAUUCCUGGACGCAAACCUCAUGGACGAUCCCAAAUUAGAAGACAGGGACGCGACGCUGGGAUCUAUGGCUGACGUCGACGAUGAUAGAUCCUCGCCGGAACGUUCAGAAAUGUUCUGGGAGUCGAACUCGGCGUCCGAGCGGUCCGAGUGCCGCCGGCCAUUAGACUUCAGCAGCGACAGCGACAAGUGCUGCAAGAGCCCUUUCGAGGAGAACAACUCGACGGACUCGAGCGGCAUCGGCACGAAUAUAAUGCGGCUAGAUUCCGUGAUUAAAGACGGGCGCGGGAUCGAAAGGAGCGGUAGCGCGGAUGGUUCGUCAGCGGAUGACACGCAUCCUCCAUUACGUACAUACCCGCCCAAGCGUAUGUUUCAUAAUACGGAAAGUGAAGCGGAAAGGAGCACGUCGGGCAAGACUCGCGCGGGCUCGUGCGGCGAGGCGCGGCGCCGCGCGUCCAACCGCGGCGUGGUGAAGCGCGGCUGCCACUGCUGCGGCGGCUCGCCCGCACCCACCAAACCCAAGAAGUCUCGGCCUAGGAAACCCACCACGGACUUCACAAACUAGACUUAACCCCGCCCCGUUGCGAGACUGAACGCGAUCUCCUGCACUAUAUCUAGCUGUAAAUCGAUAUUGUUGAACUUGUUUUGUAUAUAUUUAAAUGUAGCCUCGGUUCGCGUGUGAUCUAUUUUUGUUACGUUCGUUAUAAGUUUAGCGGGUUCCUUACGAGUUAGAUAAGUUCGGUCACCUGACAGUUCAAAUGAGUUUUCUUUUUUUAGAAGUCGAUUGCUUUCGGUUCGACCGUCGAUACUUCGCUUCGUGUACAUUAUUCGUAUCGUAUAGAUAAUAUAUGACUGUAUAAAGAUUCACUUCUUAGGCUUAAUUCUUAACGGUAAGUGUUUCCAUUAGGUGAUAAAAGCCAUACUCAAUAUGUGUAUUUAAUCUUAUAGCGUUAUAGGUAAUGAUAAAAAAAUAUAUUAUAAUAGCCCUUCUUAAUGCUAGACUGAUUUUGUAGCUGAUGCUAUUCGGAUUUUAAUAUUUUUUAUCGGCGUAUAGUUUUAAUCAGCGACUUCCAAAUCUGCACAAAUUUGAUAAGAGAUGUUUAGGAAUGUUGUUUAUUUUUUUUUUUCGAAUACAUAAAAAUCGGUGCCAACGUUUGGCGUGCUCCUUGCGUUCAUGAAGGGUGUUAUUUUACUGUACAUUUAAAGUACUCGUAGGAGUUAAAGUGUGGUAUAAUCCGGAUAGUGUAAAUAAUUUCGUCGCUCGAUGUUUAUUACGGGGACGCUCUAGUCACUAAACAGUUAAAUAUUUUUCCCUCGAUGGCGGUAUUCAGAUUUGUCUGAAUUUUUCUUGGCUUAAAGCCGUAUAAACUUACAGUAUUUCACCGCUUGUAUAUAACAUAGAUACGAUUAUAUUACAUUGUCUUGACGGCGCGGCGUGUUUCUCGUAUCUUGUAAAUAAAAAUAAAGACUUAGUGAAAUUAGCGGAUACGGACCCUAUUUCGGUCCCAUAGUAAAUUGUAUUUCAAAUAUGUUUCUGUGUACUCGUAAUCGAGUUGAAAUAAUCAUAGUUCGUUAUUUCGAGUAGACGUAAGAUAGACUUAUUAUUAGAUAACAUUAAUACGCGCCUCCGGUUUUCUCUUGGAAGGAUAGGAAUUUUUAAUGUGAGCCGAAUUGGAAGGAUUGAGAAUAUCGGAUAGAGGCGUUUUCAGUGUUGUUUACGAAUUUUGUGACUUUUGGAACAGUUUAAUAUAUUUUUUUUCUCUUGACGAUUCUGACGUUUCUUACGAUAAGAUUUCGAUUUUUUAUAUCACAUGCGUUGUUAUUGUUUAAUAUUGCUGGUAAGAUUACCUUCGAUAUUAAUUCUUCUAUAAAGUAUUGCUGAAGCGUUUUUUGUUAUAUUUUAAACUUGGAUGUUUUAUUAGCUGUGUAUAAACUUUGGUGUUAAGAAGGUUACAUCAUUAUUUUAUAAUUUACCGGAAAUGUGUUUUCUUGAUUAUGUAAACGUACUACUAAAAGUGCUACAUAAAAAAUGAUCAUUAAAACUUAACUAUUAAAUA
This is a messenger RNA of Colias croceus (clouded yellow), 18487 nucleotides long. RefSeq lists its product as uncharacterized. Bases 52 to 16995 code for a protein of 5647 amino acids. The transcript has 16 exons. The record is from RefSeq and is a predicted model, not a curated record. Lineage: Eukaryota; Metazoa; Arthropoda; Insecta; Lepidoptera; Pieridae.